Molecule: messenger RNA, 1269 nt
Organism: Strongyloides ratti
Lineage: Eukaryota; Metazoa; Nematoda; Chromadorea; Rhabditida; Strongyloididae
Product: Probable tRNA N6-adenosine threonylcarbamoyltransferase, mitochondrial
Exons: 2
Coding region: 1-1269 (422 amino acids)
Cellular component (GO): mitochondrion
Source: RefSeq, a predicted model, not a curated record
AUGGUUAAUUUUAAAAGAAUUAUUUUUUUAUCACAGUACUUUUCAACAAAACCUUAUAUAAAUAAUGGAAAAAAAAUUGUACUUGGAAUAGAAACUAGUUGUGAUGAUACUGCUGUAGCUAUUGUAGAUUCUGAUAAAAAUAUUCUUGGAAGUAGAAAUUUUUCUAUAAAAAAUGCUCAAAUUAAAUUAGGAGGUAUAUGUCCUUUAGUAACUCAACAAAUACAUAGAAAUUAUAUUGAUAAAGCAAUAAAUGAAAGUAUGAAAGAUGCGGGUAUAAGAUUUUAUGAUUUAGAUGCUAUUGCUGUAACAAGUAGACCUGGAAUUGUAUUAUGUUUAAGAGUUGGAACUGAUAAAGCUGUCAAUUUGGCUCAAAAAUAUAAUUUACCUCUUAUUCCAAUACAUCAUAUGAGAGGUCAUGCGUUAUCAGGUGGAUUAGAUAAACAUAAAGAUUUAGUUUAUCCAUUUUUAACGCUUCUAAUUUCUGGUGGGCAUGCUUUAUUAGCUAUAGGACAUUCACCUGUAGAUUUUGAAUUAAUAGGAAAAUCAGAUUUUAAUUCACCUGGUGAGUGUUUAGAUAAAAUUGGAAGAAAACUUGGUUUACUACAAUUACCAGAAUACAAAGAAUAUCAUACUGGAGCUGCUAUAGAAGAAAUAGCAUCAAAGGCAAAAACAAUAGAAGAAUACACAAAAUAUCAAAUACCAAUGCCAUCUAUUAAAGGAACAAAUUUUGAUUUUGCACAUAUAAAAAAUUCUUAUAUAACUUUUUUAAACAAAACCCCUAUUGAAGAUAUAGAUUUAGUGUCAUUUUGUGCUUCAAGUCAAUUUUUAGUAACUGCCCAUAUUUGUUCAAAAGUUCAUUUAGCUUUAGAAACAUUAUUUGAUAAAGAAAUUAAUGUAAAACAAUUAGUUGUCUCUGGUGGAGUUGCAAGUAAUCAAUUCAUUAGGGGAUGCCUAGCAAAAGUAUGUAAAAUACAUUCAGUUGAAAUGAUUACACCACCAAAAACAUUAUGUACUGAUAAUGGUGAAAUGAUAGGAUGGGCUGGGUGUGAAAUUUUAAAAUACUAUGAAAAUUAUAAAUCUAGUAAUGAACAAAAAGAAAUAAUAUAUAAUAUUAAAGAUUAUAUUUAUGCUGUUGGUAAAGAAUUAAUAGGAAAAGAUAGUACCAAUAAUUGGAGUCCACCAAAAUCUAAUAGAAAAUUUGUAUUAACAUCUUUAUUACCAUUUUCAAGUGAUUUAAAAAUAAAAAAAAAAUAUAAAAUAACAUUAUAA